AUGCCUUUGGGCCAAGAUGUCGUUGAAAAGGUGAAAGCCUACAUCAAGCAGGCUGAGGACGGUGGGCAUGUAGCCGCUAUCUCCAAUUUGUUCACUUACCUGAAGUCCCGCAAUUUGAUGUACACCCAGAGAGUGAUCCCUUCUUUGGUGCACAUUCACCCUGACAAUCGGGAUGGACUAGGUUGCUAUCCCACAGAGGUCCAUGGACUAUUGACUGACAUUGGCAGUAGUGGUUGGUCAUGGUCCGAAGUGAAGGCUAUAGCAACUGAAGUCCCGCAUGGUGACACUAAAGUACAAGAGUUCAACCAGAAAUUGAUCCAGUCUUCACACGGCAUGCUUCCAGAGGUGCAACCAGGGACUGUGAAAUUUGCAAGCCUCAGCGCCACCCACACCAACUUGGUGUUGCGCUUGUUUGCAGCUGAAUGCAAACACAGUGAUGAAAGAUUCUGCACCUCUGGGCAUUUGAGCAUGGAAAAACUCCAGCGCCAUGACUGCAACUUCCAUGAUGCAGUGACGCAUGGACUUUCAUGGGACAUUUUGUCAUCAGAGAUUUUGGGUUCAUUUCCAGAGCUAGCUUCCCUUAUCCAGCUCACGGCCAACACAUCCGGGCAAUUGCAAAGAAAAGAGACAGAACUCCAGCUAGCCAAGAGGGCUUAUGCAUGCUGGGAGAAAAAAUCCAAGCAGAACCCCCAGGUGAAGUUUGAAGACGUGAAAGCCGAUCUACUUAGGAGCAAGCCGGCAUGCCAGGAAUCACUGGCCAAUCUCUUUCGGUUCGUCAUGCAGUAUGGACAUGCGCCACCAUUUCUUCGAACCCGGCAUGCGUGCAUUCAGUAUGCACUGCAUGGGGGGCACAUUUCCCCCGGUGAGAUCAAGAAACUUUUCAAUUCCCAGCAGGAUCGGAUCAAAAUGACUGAAACAAUCAUGAAUAAAUUGAGAGAUUACACCAAUGCAAAUCCCAUUGGCAGCGAGAAUUGGGAGCAUGUGCAUCAGUUUGACCGUGAUGCCAUCAAACUUCUUCUCCAACAGAACCCCAGUGAGUCUGUGGAGAGCCGGGCAUGCAUGCUGGUUGACCAGAUCCAGGAGAGAUCGGGAGUGAAGCUUACGGAUGAAUUUGAUUCUUACCGUUUGCAGUCGGCCGAUACGGCCCCAUCAUCCUCCAGCAAGGGUUCUUCGUCGCAAGGGGAUGGCAUGGAUGGAAUUCUAGCCAAAAUCAAAGCUUUUGAGGAUGGCUCCUCCAAGGUUCUCCUGUCUGUGAAUGAUGCCAAAGGUGGAUCCAAGGUUGUGAAGGUGGACGCUUCCAGCUUCUUGAAAGGCCAGUGGACGAAGUACCAGCCCAAGGCCUUGCCACAGUACUUGGAGAACUGGUGGAAGCCAAGUUGUGUGGAGCACAAAGACUGCAUAGUCUCCUACGUGAAGGGGAAGGUGGCAGUGGAGUUGAGGGCAGCUACCAUGAACAGUGGUAGCUGUAGCUGCGCUCCACAUGGGCUUCUGAUUCGAAGCAAGCCAGGCAAAGGUGUCGUUUGUGCCCUGAAGAUUGGCAAGGGACAGCUGAAAUUGUUUCCCUUCACCAACCGGGUUGACACCGGUAAGGGGGGCGAUGGGUCAGUUCUGGUGACAAAGGUGGGUGACAUGGAGUUCCACCUGCGCCAGAGCACUGGCAUCACUGUGCCAUUCUGGCACGUGGCUUCGGUUGCCGAUGCAGCCAUGGCCAACAUGGAGAUUGUCAACAUGCCUGCCAAGAAGCAUGAUGGGUUGCUGGAGAGCAUCAAGAUUCCCUAUAUGCGGAACAUUGCACCUUUGGAACCCGACACCGAGCUGUUCAUCUACAAGCCUCCCAGCAAGGCGCGUGUCAACCCUGACUCCUUGGACGAGCUGAUGCCGGCCAAACGACUUCGUGCCAAGGAGAAUCUUUGCUAG
Messenger RNA from Cladocopium goreaui, 1917 nucleotides. The record is from the annotation of a GenBank genome assembly. Lineage: Eukaryota; Dinophyceae; Suessiales; Symbiodiniaceae.